AUGGGUUUUAAUGGGUUGUUAUUGAUCCAACAAGGACUGUUUCGAAAAGUUGAGAUUGGGGCAUUCGGAACAUACCCAGAAAGAUAUAAACCUCCAGAUGAGCCUAUUUCUGAGUAUCAAACCAUCCCUUUAAACAAGAUUGAAGACUUUGGUGUACAUUGCAAACAGUAUUAUUCAUUGGGCAUCACGUAUUUCAAAUCAUCACUUGACUGCCACCUUUUGGAUCUGCUAUGGAAUAAGUACUGGGUGAAUACUCUUUCCUCAUCGCCUUUACUGGGGAAUAAAGACUAUGUUGCCGGACAAAUUUCUGAUCUAGGUAUGUCUAAAGCUAUUCUUGAGAGAUAUGGAGGUUCUACAUUUCUCCUGAAUUACUUAAAUAGUUACUUAAAAAGCCCCAGGAAUCUAUGA
This is a messenger RNA of Camellia sinensis, 408 nucleotides long. NCBI's taxonomy places the organism in Eukaryota, Viridiplantae, Streptophyta, Magnoliopsida, Ericales, Theaceae. The record is from RefSeq and is a predicted model, not a curated record.